UUGCACUAUAAAAGAACCCAAAAGCCAUUAACGGUCUCAUAAAAUAAAACCGCCUGUCGGCGACAUAUCCGAAUCACUGAAAAUGCAGUGCCAGCGCUUCUCCGCCGUGCUUUUUCUAAGCUUAUGCUUUAGAAUUGCGCAAGUAUACGCGCACGGGGAUUCUGAUCUGGACGAACAUUGGUACACCGGAACCGCCACGUGGUACGGCGACCCCGAAGGCAACGGUAGCAACGGAGGGGCAUGUGGGUAUGGUACGUUGGUGGACGUGAAGCCUUUGAAGGGAAGGGUGGCAGCAGUGGGGCCAGUGCUGUUUAAGAAGGGUGAAGGGUGUGGUGCUUGCUAUAAGGUCAAGUGUUUGGACCGUAGCAUUUGUUCCAAACGGGCAGUGACGGUUAUAAUAACCGAUGAGUGCCCGGGCUGUCGGACUGACCGAACGCACUUCGACCUCAGUGGCUCUGCCUUUGGCCGCAUGGCGCUUUCGGGUGAAAACGUUAAGCUCAGAAACCGAGGUGAAAUCCCAAUCCUUUAUCGAAGAGCAUCAUGCAAGUAUGGUGGCAAAAACAUUGUCUUCCAUGUCAAUGAAGGUUCCACACCUUUUUGGCUAUCUCUUCAGGUGGAGUUUCAAAAUGGAGAUGGGGUGAUUGGCUCCAUGCAUAUACAACAGGCAGGGUCGAGUGAGUGGCUGCAGAUGAAGCGUGAAUGGGGUGCAAAUUGGUGCAUCAUUAAGGGGCCAUUAAAAGGACCUUUCUCUGUUAAGCUAAGCACAUCCACAGGGAAAAGCCUCAUUGCCAAAGAUGUUAUUCCAAGCAAUUGGGCUCCAAAAGCCAGUUAUACUUCUCGCUUAAAUUUCCUGUCUUAACACAGGGUUUGCCAACUGAACAAUCACCAAGGCCCUUCUUCGCAAAGGGAGUAAUUAAUAAAGCACUUAUUACAAAGUUGAAGUUGCUCAAGUUCCAUAAUACAGAGAGUCAAACUACUUGGCCUUCGUGUCUUAGUGUUUUUUAAUAAGAAAGAAAAGUAGCCGUUGAGUGCACAAGGCUAUCCAAUGGUGUUUCCUUUUCUUAGUUUUAUUCUUUUGUUUUUGUAUACCUAUAAAUUUGUCAUUUUUGUGGUGUGCAACUGUUUGCACCAGAAGUCAUGGUAUUAUUGGUAGCCCUCUCCAAACAGGAGAGAGCCUGUAGUGUAUCUGAUAGGGAAGCAUACACAGCAACAGAAAACAGAAACAAAGAAGCAGAACCAGAGGUGCAAAUAGUGAAGCCCAAAAGAAAGAUUAAGAAACCAGCAUACCUCAGGGAUUUGGUUUAGAAGAUUAGCUGUGCUAGGAACAGGAUCUUGCUAGGAAUAAAAGUUGUCUGUUAUCAGGGGACAUCCCUAACAGAUUUGGGCAUUUUGUAAUAUUCCUGUAAUCACAAAGAGACAAAUCCUGCUAGUAAGGAAUCAUUAUAGAUAGCCAUGUAAUAAAGCAAGUGGAAAUCAAUGAGAAAUAUAGAAUUCCUCUCCUUCUUCGUUCUUCUUCUUCUUGGAGGAGCUGAC
This is a messenger RNA of Glycine soja, 1533 nucleotides long. Its product is annotated as expansin-B3-like. Lineage: Eukaryota; Viridiplantae; Streptophyta; Magnoliopsida; Fabales; Fabaceae. Gene Ontology annotation, biological process: sexual reproduction. The transcript is spliced from 4 exons. The record is from RefSeq and is a predicted model, not a curated record. The coding region runs from base 83 to 859 and encodes 258 amino acids. Gene Ontology annotation, cellular component: plasmodesma; extracellular region.